GAGUCACGGACACCACCAAAGCGCUCGUACAUGUCUGCGAAUAUCCUACGCCAUGGUUGCUCUCUGUCAGCGAAUUUCGGUCCGCUGCCCAAGUUCGGCCGAGGGAGCAGAUCAAUUUCCUGACGAUGGCAUAUUCGGUAGUAGCGACGAGGGCGAGGCGGCAUCGGCGGUGUCGGCAGUAGCAGCGGCAGCGGCCGAUAGCGCCGACAUGGAGGAGAACAGCUCGAUACGGUCGUCCAGUAGCCACAGCAGCCACAGCAGCAGCCACAGCAGCCACAGCAGAAGCAGCAGCAGCAGCAGCAGCGGCUACAGGGAGCCCAAGCUCCUCCAGUCGCCCGGCAAUGCCGUCGAUCCGGGCCUCGUGGCCACCGCUGCCGGAGAGCCACGGCCCGCCCACCGUCACCACAACCACCACCUGCACCACCACCACCACCACCACCACCAUCGCGAGCUCGACGAGUACCUGCGGCUCUUUGACGAGCAGACUCAUCGGCUGCAACAGCGGCCACUGGAGCCCCACGAGGAACCCCAGCACAGCGACGACGAGCGCAAACCCUGGGACUUUAGUGGCAGGCAACAACCGCAACAGCAACCUGCGACCGGAUUUCAGUUUACGAACUUUGCCAAGUGCGACUUCCCGGACGAUUACCACGGUGGUGGUGGCGGCCCGAAAGAGGAUAUGCCGCUGCAACGACGAUCCCUGCAGGAGCCGCGGGAAGAGCCGCACCACCAGCUGGGGUCCGAGUGGUCGAGGUCGCUGCCGGACAGCGUCGAGGUGACUGUGCAGGACUCGGGGCUGCCGCAGCUCAGGGCGCGCAGGGACAUUGCCGAGGGCGAGAGACUCGGCCCACUACCGAUCGGUGGCGGCAACGGUGCCGACUUUGGUCCCGCGGCCAACCCUUACGAGGCGCUGUACUCGUGGAAGCUGGAGAGGGAUUCGUUCGAUGAAUCUAAAGACUGGAGGAUUCGCGUGUCGACGAAUCCUGAUGAAAUAAACGUGAAAAAAGUCAAGGAUAAGGAUGGAAACACGUACGUCGAGGCGGUGCGGAGCAUCGCGGCGAAGGAGUCGCUGGUGUCCCUCCUCGAGCCACUGGGCCAGCAACGACGGCUAAAAAACGAAGACGAGAACACGAGCGAGUACGCUUCGCAACACAGUGGAGCCUCCCACGCUGACGAAGAUCGAGAGGAAGACGAAGAUGGGGACACAAGAUGUACAAUCUGCGACAAGCCGUAUCAGGAUAUCGAGUUAUUAAACAACCACCUGAUCAACUGCCACUGUUACCCAGCGCGCAAGUACAGUUGUCUCAGCUGUCCGAACGGCUACUCCUGGCGGCUGUUGCUCAUUCGCCAUCGGGCGCUCGUCCACGGCGACGUGCGCAAGUACCCCUGCGAGAAUUGCGCCAAGCCGGACCGCCCGCAGGUCUUCACCGACCCGUCGAACCUGCAGCGCCACAUACGGGCCCACCACGUCGGCGCCCGUAGCUACGCCUGCACAGAGUGCGGCAAGACCUUCGCCAAGAGCUCGGGCCUCAAGCAGCACACCCACAUACACAGCAGCGUCAAGCCCUUCCAGUGCGAGGUCUGCUUCAAGGCUUACACCCAAUUCUCGAAUCUCUGCCGGCACAAGCGCAUGCACAUCAAGUGCCGCUCCCAGAUAACCUGCAGCAAGUGCAAGGCCAAGUUCAGCACCAUCACCUCCCUCACGAAGCACAAGCGCUUUUGCGACUCUACCCUCCCGAGUCCCACCUCCGUCGCCGCCGCCGCCCUCCUUUCCUCCUCCUCUCCCUGUCCACCCUCGUCGUCCUCGUCGCAGCAACAAUUGGCGCGGGUCCAGCAGCCGCCACCCCCGCCUCCACCGCUCCUACCCCCGUCCUCGUCCUCGGCCGUCGCGGCCCUCGCCGGUAUGCCGCACCAGGGCCACCCGAGUCCCUUCCUCUUCCCCCGGCAGCCCAUGCCGGCCUUCUACCCGCCGAGCCUCGUCAGCUCGUACACGAGCUCCUUCCUGGGCCAGCUGCCCUUCCUCUUCCCGCCCAAGCCCCCGGUGGCGGACGAAUCCCCGCCAGAGCCGAGGAAACCCGAGCCCCCGGCAGCCGAGGAGCCCGAGGAGCGCGCCAGCCCCGCGCGCCAACAGCCCGAGCAGCGCAAGCGCAACCAGCAAGAGGACGAGCAGCUACAGCAUGAGGACGAGGACCAGGAGGGAGAGCGGGAACAACAGCCCCUGGACCUGCGCGUGCAAGCAAAGCGCCCGGAGCCCGAGUCCGAGGGUAGCGCCAGGAAGCGGAGGAGGAGGAGGGCGACGCCGACGCCACCGCCGGUCGUUGAAAAACCCGCGCCCAGUCCGGUGAGCGUGAUGGAACCGGUGAAUGCAGCGAGGGAGGCCAAGCCGGUCGAGCGCACGCCUCCACCGCCACCGCCUCCGCCACCCCCGCUACCACCGGGACCAGCGCCGCACAUGGCCUACCCGCGGCCCAUCCAUCCGUUGUUUCUCGAGUCGAUGUACCGAGGUGGGCCCGCGGGUCCCUUUCCCGGCUUUCCCGGGUCGCCGCACGAGCACCGGCUCCUCCAGCCCAUGGCCUCGUUCGGAUCGCGGGGACUGCCCUUUCUCGGUAUGAUGAACGGCUUGGGUGCCGCGAGGCCGGCCAACCCCGCCUACGGGCCCCUGGCGCCCAGCUUUCCCGCUGUCAAAGCCUUUCCGGACUCGAUGCUCGGAGGCGGACAACAGCAGCAACAACAACAACAACUACAACAACAGCCCCACCACCAUCAGGGCUCGCCGCAGCAGGGGCCCUUCGCGGCGAAGCUCAAGGACCGCUACUCGUGCAAGUUUUGCGGCAAGAAUUUCCCCCGCUCGGCCAACCUCACCCGCCACUUGCGCACCCACACCGGCGAGCAGCCCUACAAGUGCAAGUACUGCGAGCGCAGCUUCAGCAUAUCGAGCAACCUGCAGCGCCACGUGCGCAACAUCCACGACAAGCAACGGCCGUUCAAGUGCCCGCUCUGCGAGAGGUGCUUCGGCCAACAGACAAAUCUGGACCGGCACCUCAAGAAGCACGAGGCCGACGAUGGCAGUGGACUGGCCUCGGUCGCCGACUCGGCCGACAGUAGCAACGAGAACGAGCGCGAGGAGACGGCCACCUACUUCGACGAGAUACGCUCGUUCAUGGGGAAGGUGACUUACGGGGGUGACGCGCCCGUCGGCUACUCACUUGCCCCGUUGGGUUACCACUUGCAGCAGCAGCAGCAGCAGCAGCCGGUUGGUGGUGGACCGCCGGGGCUGAAGCGGCCCUUCGACGAUGAGGACGAGGAGAGCGAGUCGGAGCCGGCUCUUUCGCCGCUGAGCCCGGCUGGCUUCGGGCUCAAGCUUCCCGGCAAGCCGGCGUUGCUGCUCAACAACAACAAUAACAACAACACGGCCGAGCCGGUCAUCGAGAUUUCGACAUAGUGGUCUUUGGGACGGUAAAAACGGUGUGCCCCCGGUGUAAAAAUAUAUAUACAUACAUACAUACACGGCUCGAACUUUGCAAAGCUUAGCUCUUAUCGUAUUUUUAGUUGGUAUGUUUUACUUUUACUUUCAUUCAUUUAAACACUAUUGCAAGGGUAGCUAAUACUCGAGGACCGUCAAGUUUUCGAAGUUUUUUUAUUUUUAUUAUUAUUAUUAUUAUUAUUAUUAUUAUUACAUAUGUAUAUUUCAUGUUAACUGUGUACGGUCAAUCUGACGGAUGUGGAUGGACUUGUUGUUGAUUGACGGGAACAAUUGUGGUUCGUUCCUGAUGAUGGUUACGUGACUUGGUUAUUUUGUUAUUCUUAAAAUAGAAAAAUAGAAAAAUAAAACAGAUAGGGAUGAUUCGACAACGAAAUAGCGACGGAAUACAAACAAAGAAACCUUACCAAUCGCGUUGGCUGAAUAAAUUGUUGUUUAAAAUUAUCUUAGUCAAGUGAAGCCAAAGCAUUGGAGAGGACGAUUGUAGCGUUAGGGAUGAAAAUAAAAAAAAA
Molecule: messenger RNA, 3993 nt
Organism: Copidosoma floridanum
Lineage: Eukaryota; Metazoa; Arthropoda; Insecta; Hymenoptera; Encyrtidae
Biological process (GO): regulation of gene expression
Cellular component (GO): nucleus
Source: RefSeq, a predicted model, not a curated record